This is a messenger RNA of Bufo gargarizans (Asiatic toad), 2568 nucleotides long. Its product is annotated as retinol dehydrogenase 7-like. Lineage: Eukaryota; Metazoa; Chordata; Amphibia; Anura; Bufonidae. The record is from RefSeq and is a predicted model, not a curated record. The transcript has 5 exons. The coding region runs from base 248 to 1204 and encodes 318 amino acids.
UUCUCAAUCAGUGGCUCUGGUUUGUUAAACUAGCGUAAUCGUCUGUAGUAGUACUCACUAUCAAGGCGGUGGGAGGCUCCUACCCUGCUCUUACCUUUCAUCUACUAGGCUUUAAUAGCAGGUCCUAGCAUGUGACUUUUGUCCUGAGAGUCCUUGUCUGCAGCUGGGACGGCAGAUGACAAGUGCUGGUCGUCUGCAGCAGGUUGUGAGGGCUGUGAGCACAGAACGGCCGCGGUAAGGUCCUGUCAUGUGGCUCCCCCUGCUGGUGGUGUUAGCUCUUAUUCUCCUGUACAGAUGGUACAGACAGAGUCAGAUCCUAGAAAACCUCACUGAUAAAUAUGUCUUCAUUACCGGAUGUGACACUGGAUUUGGAAAUGUGCUGGCCAAGCAACUGGACAAACGUGGGAUGAAAGUGCUGGCGUCAUGUCUAACAGAGAACGGGGCUGAGAAGCUGAAGAAAGAGGCAUCAAGUCGACUACAAACAGUAAUUCUAGAUGUUGCAGACAGUCAGAGUGUCAGCUCAGCUGCCAAGUGGAUUGCUAGUAUUGUUGGAAAUCACGGUUUAUGGGGUCUUGUGAACAAUGCUGGCUUUGGAUUUGCGUUUGGGCCUAAUGCAUGGCAAACAAGAGCAGAUUUUGAGAAGGUGCUGAACAUAAAUUUAGUGGGACUCUUUGAUGUGACAGUGAACUUGUUGCCUCUCAUCAUAAAGGCAAAGGGGAGAAUUGUCAAUGUCUCCAGCUGUGGUGGAAGACUACCUGUCGUUGGGGGAGGAUACUGUCCAUCCAAAUUUGGCGUUGAAGCUUUAUCUGAUAGUCUCAGAAGGGAGCUUCGAGAUUUUGGAGUGAAGGUUUCUAUAAUUGAACCGGGUGCCUUUAGCACAGCAUUGGGAACAGCAGAACCUCACUUGAAGAAUCUAGAACGCCUGUGGUCAAAUCUUCCUACACAAUUGAAAGCUUACUUUGGAGAACAGUACUAUUAUCAAUGCGCCAAGGAUUUGUCUUCUCUAACUGGCACCGGCAGCCUUAAACUCAACCUUGUCACAGACUGCAUGGAGCAUGCCCUGACUGCUGUUCACCCAUGGACAAGAUAUUCCGCUGGCCUGGACACCAAACUUUAUUACCUUCCUGUGUCUUACUUACCUACUGUCUUAUCUGAUUAUUUGCUGUGUCGAUCAUUACCCAAACCAGCACAUGUUGUGGCAUGAACAUAUAUAAGAAUAUGCUGAGUACUGAAAUGUUAAUCUUCAUUAAGGUAAUAUAGAUUCCAAUCUGGCUAUUUUUACCUUAAAGAUGUUCUGCCAUAAAUUUUGAUAUAUAACAUUGGUUUGUAAUUGGUUUUGCUAAAAAUCUAUGGGGUAUCAAUUAACGAUAUACCAAUUAGAAUGGCGCUCAUUUUGCUUAAUUUACAUGCAGCAAUCACCUUUAGUUUAUGAGAUUGAACAGUUCAAUUAUUUGCUCAUACAGUUUUAUUAUUGUUGGAAGCACAUCCCUGUUUACACAGGUCUAUGCGCUGUUGACCAACAAUAAUUUAAUCUCUGCAUGAAAGAUGAAAUCAGGCAAGAAAGGAAUGUUCGCCUAUUCAUCAGCCUGUGUUAAUGGAACUUAAAGGGUAUACCCGAUCUUUUGGCCUUUUUUAACUAGUCCAAGUAACAUCCUGUACCUAAAAAUGAUACUAACUUGCUCCCUAGUACUCAAUUACACCUCUGUGGCUCUGUUCUAUGAUCUUCUGGUCCCUGAUCACAUGACUGUCCUCAGCAGAAACAUGUCCCUGAGCAGCACAUCACUGCUGGGUCAUGUGUUGCCUGGGGAAAUUUCACCACCGAGGACAAUCAUUGGCUACAGUGGCACACCGCAGCCCCACAUUACCACAGUCUAUACUUCAUGUCUCCUCCUGAACUCCAUUCCUACAGAGAUUCAGCUGAAGAUCCUUUCAUCUGCAUUCAGGAUUAUAAUCCUGGACAACAGAGCAGCAAUUAGGCGGAGGUGGCUCUUUAGCUCAGUAUUGUGAAGUAAACUGUCCUGCUGUGUGAUUAGGACAGGUUUUGUAUGUAGUAAUAGGAUGGCUGCCAUUUUAUUCUCCUAAUGUUUGCUCCCUAAACAUAAAGAGCCAUUUUAACUAAUGAAAGGCAAUUGGGGAAAAAGGUAUCAUAAAGUAAUAUUUAGGCAUUUUUUUUUCAUUUUAUUUUUUAAUUCCCCAAGAAUACCUUGAAGUCAAGAGUUUCCAGAGCAGAACCCAGGAACAUUUUUGAAUUUGGGUUCUUGGUUCCUGCAAGUCUGAAUGCAGAUUUUAAAAUCUAUGGUUUUAUUAUCUAGGUGUGAAUGGCUAGGAUCCACAGUUAUGCCAAUGUCAAGCUGUUUCCAAUUCAUUGACGUGUUCUGGACCUAGCCCGUCACACCCUAAUUGUACCAUAUUAUGUCUCAGUAUAGAAUGUGAAUUUUAUGUGUACGUGGUAAUUAUAUCUAUGUACUGUUGUUACUUUAUCAUCAUAUAUGUUUUUUACAUUUCAUAAAUCUGCAUAAUCUGUAAAAAUUGUACAAUGCACACAAGUAUUAAAAAUUCUAUGAAACA